Molecule: messenger RNA, 7698 nt
Organism: Caenorhabditis auriculariae
Lineage: Eukaryota; Metazoa; Nematoda; Chromadorea; Rhabditida; Rhabditidae
Source: the annotation of a GenBank genome assembly
AUGUCAACCAGAAAACGAAAAGACGUCCUACCGCCCUACGACCGCUACAUCUACAGCAACAAAAUUGAACACAAAAAGUCCCUCGAUGAUGAUUACUACGAAGCCGGAUGUUGCGGUUUCACAGGAUUCAUAAAACGAAAGCUCCUCGAAUUCGCUGACAAGACUACGGCUCACGGAGCCAAACGAAUAUUGAUUGCUCGAAACAAAUUCGCCGCUUUUCUAUGGGGCUUGAUUAUUGCGGUUUUCCUUCUUAUGUUUUUGUACCAAGCAGCCAAGCUGAUUGUCAAGUACAACGCUCACGAAAAAAUCACGGACAUCUCGGUUUUUAUAAUUAUUAAUAUUUGAGACGGAAUAAUGAAAUUUCAGCUCAAAUUCGACCAUGUCGAGUUCCCAGCCAUCACUUUCUGUAAUCUAAACCCUUACAAGAAAAGUUUGGUGAUGAUGGUCCCAUCUAUUCGGGAUACGGUGAGAAACAAGAGACUUUUUUGAGUUAUUUGUUGAUUUAUUCCAGAUGGAUGUGUACGAUAAUGCCAAAACUCAUAGUAAAUCAGAAGAAGAGAAGAAAAAGCCGAAAAAGACGAGAAAGCAACAUUCCGACUUUGGUCAAAAAAUGGUAACUUUCAAUAUUUCCUACAAUCGCCAGAUUUUCAGGAUUAUAGUGAGAAAUGAAAAUUUUCUAGGUCAUGCAACUUUUCGCGAAAGAAAUUGAAGAAGGCAUGGAGGAGCUCAGAAAAAACAGGCAGUACAGCCUGACAUCGUCAGACAGAAAUAAAAGAGCUGUAAAAUUAUUCUUUCCAUUUUUUUUUUUGAAUAUAGUUUUUAGGCCCCCUUUCGGCGUUAUGAAGCAAUCGAGGCGCAUUGCAAAUGCGUCGGAAGCCUCGAUAUGGAGUGUAUUCGAUUCGAAUCUCCACCCAGGGAUGCGGUAGGGAUUUUUCUAUUUGACUGAAUUCAAUCUUGAAUUUUCAGACAUCGAAAUGUGUUUGUACUUAUGAUAGGGAGAUGGCAGUCGCCUGGCCCUGCUUCAAUCAAAGGUUCAUUUUUUCUGAGGCUCUAUUUUUUGGUACGAAAUAUUCCCAAAAUACCGUGUCUUGAACUUGAAAAAGUCAUUUUGCGUUUUCUCAGUUCUAAACAGAUGGAAUUUUAACCACUAAUGAUGUGACUAAUUUCUUAAAAUCUUGUCUUCUAACUUCAAUUUCACUUUUUCCAGCAUCUGGUACAAUCAUGAAUGCCCAUUCUGUCAUGACGACGGCUAUUGCGAGGCGACUUUGGCCCCAGAACAACCUUUGAACAGCACUUGGCCUUGUAUGUGCCGUAGUCGAACCGAAGGUUCUGAUGUCGAUGACGUAAGUUGUCUCUUCAAAAAGAGUGAAAUCCAUUUUUCUUAACCUUGGCAUUUCCCUUUUUAACUAUGCAUGGCUAAUCUUUGCUCUUUGCUUUCAGCCGCUUGAACUGAAAUAUGGAUUUGAGAAGGUUUGAUGGGUCAAUAGAAAUGUCUGAAGUAGAGCUUUCCGUUUAUUUUUUUUGUUUUUAAGCAUGUUAGUUCUGCAGUUUUCAUUUUUCUCAGUUCUUAUUAUUUUUCAAUGUUUUUCUCUUAUUUCACUUUUUUGUUUCAGACACCUUACUGCAUUGGAAAAGCUGGAGCCGGACCAGUCGCCAUUCGGAAACUGUGGAUCGAGUCGAACAUGAGCACCAGCACAACGACGGAAGAACCUACGACUACUACUACCACCACGAGUAGAAGAAAAAUUCUGAUUUCUGAUUGAAAAUGAUUCUCUUUCUAGCAACAACAACAACAACGACGACGACAACGCCUCCAACAACGACAACAGGUAAAUCUAUUCCUAAAAUUCUAAAAAUGAAAAUGAAAAAAGUAUUUUGCACUGCCUGUUUUGCUUCUGGAUCCCACUGCUUCUAGUGAUAGAAAAGCUUGGCUUAUGCUUUGAACAAAAAAUGUUUUUCACGAUUGAAACUUUGAGACGAAAAUGAUCGGAAGGUUGCAAUCGUGAAAAAUAGAGCAUUUCUCCGUGUGUGCUUCGUGAAAUUAGUUAUAGUUUUUCAUUAGUUCCAUCGACUACAACGAGCACCAGCACUACCACAACUACAACUCCAGCUCCAACGACGACUCCUAGCACAACCCCAAUGCCUACGACGCCAUCUACAAGCACGACUACCACAACUGAAGCUCCCACAACGACUUCUACGAGCACCAGCACCACAACUGAAGCUCCCACAACGACUUCUACAACAAGUACUUCUACAACCCCAGCUCCCACAACGACAUCCACCACUACCCCCAUGCCAACGACGACUUCUACCAGCACGACCUCUACAACUCCAGCUCCUACGACUACUUCUACAAGCACCAGUACCACAACAGAAGCUCCCACGAUGUCUUCUACCACUUCUACUCCAGCACCUCUCACGACUACAGAAAAACCAUUCUUCGUUGUUGAAAAGAACACCAGUGGUGUCCGGUUUUCAAUCAGUUAGUUGCUUGGUUUCAUUUGCUUUUAGAAAUGAGGUUUUGGCGCCGAAAGCUUUUGCGAAGCUCAAAUUUUAACCCCUGUAAAUUUUUUUGAAGAAAUAAUGGGAAAAAGUCAAAGAAAGGUACUGCUUUUGAGCUUUAUCGCGCCAGAAUGUCAUUUUUGUUGGGUUCUACUAGUUCUAGGAGUGCUUGUCUGGAUCUUCUAUACUGUUCUUUAGGCCAUUCCAAAUGCGGUCAUUUUUAACGAAAGUAGAAAUCUUUCUCAAUAUUGAAUGGGUACAUAAAAUUGACCGGUUCUAAACUUGAAACAGAAAUUUCACCUAAAUGUUGACUAACUUCCUAACUUCAUACUUUUGAAGGAAAUUUUUCAGACCUGCCACCUCCACCAAAAAGCAACCAAAGGGCAAUCGUUACAAAUCCAGAGACAAUCAAAGCUAUGGGUUUCUCGGUCAGAUUUCGCCCGAUUUCCAGAAUAAAUGUUCCAUUUAUUUUAGGGAAUGACCGACGGAGUGGCUAUGCUCACAAAGGCAAAGGAAAACUUGAUGUUUACCAUGGCGGCCUUGUCAGUUCAACAAAGGAUCGCCUUGAGUCAAAGCAAGCAUGAAUUCAUUGAAAUGUGUUCUUUCAAUGGAAAGGAGUGUGAUAUUGAUGAGUUCGUUGGUUUUCAUCAGGUUUAGUACGAAAUAAUGAUUUUCAGAGACUUUCGACUACAUGUUGAUCCAGAAUUCGGUAACUGCUUCACUUUCAACUAUGAUGUGAAUAAUAAUUACACUAGCAGUCGAGCUGGUCCCAUGUAUGGUGAGUUUAUUGAAUUGUCGAUAAGAAGCAUCUGAUUCGCUUGAUGUUUGAAAAAAUGCGCUGUUUCACAAUAGCUUGUUGAGAGGAAUGGAGACAUAAAGAAUAGGUAGAAAAAUUGGAAUUUGCAUGGAAAUUCAGAUUUUUUCACAAAUAAAAAUGAAUAGAAUGACGAAAAACCUCGAUUUCAAUCCAAUAUUGCAAGAAGCUUUUUUCAAAGAUCGAUAAAAAACUUCUAAAAUAUUUCCUCACGCCCGAAAAUGGAUGUUGAGCUCGUCUUUUUCCUUUCCAACAGUUUUUUUAUUUUCUAGGAAUCCGUGUUCUCCUCUUCGUGAACACUUCGGACUACAUGUCAACCUCCGAAUCUUCUGGGGUUCGGCUCGCGAUUCACCCACCUACGGAAUAUCCUUUUCCUGACACCUUUGGAUAUUCAGCUCCAGUUGGCUUCGCAAGCAGUUUUGGUAUCAAAAAGGUUUUUUAUGAUUUUAGAAUGUUUCAUUACUUUCUGAUUUACAGAAAAAUUAUGCAAAGAUUGCCGGCGCCUUACGGGGAAUGUGUAGAAUCGAAAGAGAUCAAUAACAAGGACUACAUUUACACUGGUUACGACUAUCAUCCGGAGGUUUGGAAAUUAUCAAUAGUUUUUGAAGCUUUUUAUAUGAUCAUUAAGUUCAGGAUCGAGUUUCAUGAAAUUUUUUUUGAUCAAAAAGUUUUUAACAACCUAAAGUUACUCUAGGAAGUCUCUUUGCCUCUUAUUGAUCGAAGUUUUUUAGACUUAAGUAAAAAGUUAAGAGCGCACUACACAUAUAAGAUCAAAGCUUAUUCGUGUACCUCGGGUCAAAGAACGAUGACCUAUCUAGAAGAAAAGAAAAUGAAAAAAGGAUUUUUCUGGUACGCCUACACAGAAGCUCGUUGUAUGAAAAGCCACCGCUUGGGGGAAAAAAAGGCUAGGAAGAUAGAACAAUCGUUGUCUACGCGUGGUAGACAUUCCUGGUACUCCUACACAGAAGUUCGUUGUAUGAAAAGACAGAACUCUCCGAAAAAGAAGGCUAGAAAAAAGAACAGGCGGUCUGCGUGUGGUAGACAUUCCUGGUAGAUCCUUGCUCUUGGUACUCUUACACAAGAGCUCGUUGUAUGAAAAGUCAUCGUUUAAUGAAAAAAGGCUGGAAAAAAGAACAUGCGAUGUCUGCGCGUGGUAGACAUCCCAGGUAGAUCCUGGUUCCUGGUACUCCUACACAGAAGCUCGUUGUAUGAAAAGACAGAACUCUCCGAGAAAAAAGGCCAGAAAAAAGAACAGUCGCGUGAUUUAAAGCCGCGGUAUAUGCAACACCGCGAACAACUGUCCGAAAAAAAGCUGGACCCCAUUAUUUGAAAAAUGGCUGGCCUCUUGGAGAAUGCAAAAAGUUGUUUGCGACGUCUGGAAAUGAAAAAGAUUCGGAGGUCCAAGUUGAAUGGGGGGCCAGAAAUAUUUUCGAAAUAAACUUGGAAUGAAUUUUAAUGAGAGGAUUUCAAACGAAUUUCCUGAAAAGACCAAAAACUUGUAAUUUUCCUUUUUUCAGAGGCUCCAUGAAAAUUUUUCUAUUCAGGGCUGUCAUCGAAGUUGCUUCCAAAGCGGCCUCAUCGAAGAUUGCUCCUGUGGAGAUCCCCGUUUCCCUGUCCCAGAAGGCAAGAAACAUUGUUCUGCCUUCAAUGCGACAGCUCGUCAGUUUCCAAUGCAUUUUUAUAUUCAACGUACUUUUCCUCAAGGAAGUUGCCUGGAAAAGAACAUCGGAUCCGUUGGCGACUUCCAUCAUAUCACUGAGAAGAUGCAUAAUUGUGUCUGCAAGCAGUCUUGCACUGAAAUCAUCCAUGAAGUGACCUUUUCCGCCAGCAAAUGGCCUUCUGGAGCUACUGACGUGAGUACUUUCUUUUUUCUGCAGAAACCGGUAUUAAAUUCCCGAUUUUUGGCUACAAGACCUCUAAACAAAAACGUUAAAAAGUUUAUUGAACACUUUUCCUUUUUCCGUUUUGAAGUGACUUGAAUAAGAAUUUUGACGUCACCAAGACUAUUAGACACCAAAAAAACGAAAUUCGAGGGACAAAAUUUUUUGCUGGGGUGCUUUAGAAUGAAUUUCCAUUAAGUAGGAACAGAUAUCCAAAAGUUUCCUUUGUGGGAAAGUCACACACUUUUUAUCAAAUCUGGCCCAUGAUAGUAAUAAAAAAGGUUUACAAAUUAUUUAUUUUUUCUCUUAAAAUGAACUUUUUUCAAAUAUAGAUAGGGACCGCAGACGAAUUUUCAAAAAAAUUUUUUCAGCAUUGAGCUUUGUAUGGUUCGAUAGCUGUUUCGAUUCAAAACUCAGAACCGUUUAGUUUUUCAAAAAAGAUUGAGGAUGAAAAAAAGUUAUGACGGAAAAGGUGGCGCGCCGCGCACCAUGUUUUUUUAGUACUGAAAAUUUGGUAUUUCCAUUUUUUUGACAUUUUUUUCUCGAUUUUUUUCUUCUAGAACAAGUUUUGAUACUGGUCUAUUAUGAUGUAACAAAUCAUAAUAGAGUGCUGAAAUGAUGCUAAUCAGCUAGUUUGCCGAAAAAAGUCGGUAUUUUCCAGAAAAACAAAAAAACUGGCGCUUUCGGGCAUCGAACUCGCGACCUCAAAAUGUAAAAAUCGGAGCGCACGCGUUGCGCCAAGCUGUUAGGUCCAACGCGGGGAGCUUCCAUCCCCCAUACCCUUGAGCCGUUUGAAUAGCACAGAUUGCCUAUUUCAAAAAAAUAAAAAAACUUGAAGUAAUUUAGCUAUUUUUUUAUCAGAAUAUGUUCGCAAAUCUUUACUCAAACGUUUCGUGGAAACUCACUUCGAAAAAAACUGUUUUUUUAGUGCUUUUUGCCUCGUUUAACGAUCGCUGCAUUAAAACGGCCCCGUAAAUUUUUUUGGCAAAGACGAAUUUUUUUAUUUUAUUCUUUUUAAUUGAAAGAUUUUUUUACUAAUAAAUGUAUAUAAUCGUUUGAAAAAAACCUGCGUUCGACCGCUUUCUGUGUGAUAAACGCCGCUAAUUUUUUUCUCUAGUUUCAAGAGCAUUUUUUUGCGUAUUAAACAACUUUUUUUCAAGCACAGGUGCUGUGGAGAAAAAUUUAAGUAAGACCAUGGUCUAAAUUUUGAAAAAACAAAAACUCGAUUAUAUUCGCUUAUUAACGAUAUUUUGAAUUAUGACUUUCGGCGCUCCCUAAAAUUUUUGGCAAAGACGAAUUUUUUAUUUUAUUGUUUUAAAAUUACCGUUACUUGAAUCAAAAUCAUUAUUUAAAAAAAGAAAGAGUGCGUUCGACCUAAAAACACAUGAAAAAGCAAAAAACGACAAAAUUUUUUAGUUCCAUUCACGUUUUUGUACGACAUUCCGCGAGAACGCAUCAAAAAAGCGUGAAAUAUUUUUUAAACGAAAGAGGAAGCUUUUCUGUACAUGUGUGUCAAAUUUUAUUCGCCAGUUCCACAUAUUUUACAACUACAACAAAAUGAAAGUUGAAAACCAAAAAAAAGCCACUUUUUCUAUCGCGAAAAGGGGCGUGGCUUUGCGGUCCCUAAAUAUAGAUAUUCAAAUAAUUAUUGAUUCCAAAUCUCACAAUUUUCAGCCCGACCGCGUAAGUGAACUCUUCCGAUUGGUUCUAGUGAAUUCCGUAUCCAUCCUUAGAAAAUUUUGGUUUCUUGUGAUCGAAAAUCCCACCCUAAACACACUGAAACUUCUCCAAGACUAAUCAAUUUUAUCGAGCACAGAAAAAUUGCAUGGCACACUCAAGUUCUGAGUUUCAUCGUAAUAACUUCUUUAUUAUGUUUUUCUUCGUUUGCAUUUGAGUAGCAGUUUUGAAAUGAGGUUUUUCAGCUCGGGGAUUGUGAAGGAAUGACGGAAAAGGAGUGCGAACAAUACUAUCGACUGAAUGCGGCGAUGGUUGAGGUUGGUUUUGAACAGUUUUUGGGAGAGGAAAGGGAAGUUCAGGUAUUCUAUGAACAACUCAAUUACGAGCUUCUCCAAGAGUCAGAAGCCUACGGCCUUGUCAAUCUUAUUGCCGAUUUCGGCGGUCAUCUGGGACUUUGGCUAGGUUUUUAUUUUUUCUGAUCUCAGGAUUUAAUUUUUCAAACUUUACCUUGUAAUGCGAAAAAAUUAUUUCUCUAAUGAUAGCAGUAAAAAAAAUUCUCACUGUUCACCCCUCUUCAAAAUUCGAACAUGAUUCCGAAAAUCAGAGGCUAUUGACUCUCCAGUCAUAUUAUAAUAUAAUUUCGAACUUUCAGGAUUCUCCGUCAUAACCGUGAUAGAAGUCGCCGUUCUUAUUGCCAAUAUUUUCUCCAUAUUUUUCAAAAAAGCAGAAUCUGAAAAAUUAGCCCGUCAGGCUUCGAUGCAAACGUCUCACGACGAGAAAAUAAUCAACACGAAGAAAAACGAGGCGUUCGUUCAGAUAUGA